GCGCGGCAGCCGCUUGCUAAGGCUAUGCAGUGAGGCGCUAGCGGCGGCGGGCGGGCGUGCUCUGAGCCGGGGCCGCGGCCGCGCUGCGGAGAUGUGACUCGGGCCGAGCGCCAGCGGGAGCGUGGGCGCUGCGGGGCGCGCGGGACGAAUAUUCCUGGUGUCGGAGAGAAAGAUGAGAACCCACCAGGUGCUCGCCUUCCUCCUGCUCCUGGUGAUUGCCUCUGUGGCUUCUGAAAACGCCAGCACAUCCCGCGGUUGCGGGCUGGACCUCCUCCCUCAGUACGUGUCCCUGUGCGACCUGGACGCCAUUUGGGGCAUCGUGGUGGAGGCGGUGGCCGGGGCAGGCGCCCUGAUCACGCUGCUCUUGAUGCUCAUCCUGCUAGUGCGGCUGCCCUUUAUCAAGGACAAGGAGAAGAGGAGGCCCGUGUGCCUCCACUUCCUCUUCCUCCUAGGGACCCUGGGCCUCUUUGGGCUGACAUUCGCCUUCAUCAUCCGGAUAGAUGAGACUAUCUGCUCAAUCCGUCGCUUCCUCUGGGGUGUCCUCUUCGCGCUGUGCUUUUCCUGCCUGCUGAGCCAGGCGUGGCGCGUGCGGAAGCUGGUGUGCCUGGGCACAAGCCCGGCUGGCUGGCAGAUGGCGGGCCUGGCGCUGUGCCUGAUGUUGGUACAGGUCAUCAUCGCCACCGAGUGGCUGGUGCUGACAGUGCUGCGUGACAUGAAGUCCGCCUGCGCCUACGAGCCCAUGGACUUCGUGAUGGCCCUCAUUUACGUCAUGGUACUACUCGUGAUCACCCUGGGGCAGGCCCUCUUCACACUCUGCGGCAAGUUCAAGAGGUGGAAGCUGAACGGGGCCUUCAUCCUGAUCACGACCUUCCUCUCUCUGCUUAUCUGGGUGGCCUGGAUCACCAUGUACCUCUUCGGCAACGCCAUGCUGCAACAAGGAGAUACCUGGAGUGACCCCACUUUGGCCAUCACGCUCGCAGCCAGCGGAUGGGUUUUCGUCAUCUUUCACGCCAUCCCUGAGAUCCACUGCACGCUCCUCCCGCCCCUGCAGGAAAAUCCACCCAAUUACUUUGACACAUCGCAGCCCAGGAUGCGGGAGACGGCGUUUGAGGAGGAUGUGCACCUGCCGCGCACCUACAUGGAGAACCAGGCCUUCUCAAUGGAUGAGCACAGUGCAGCUCUCCGAACAGCAGGAUUUUCCAAUGGCAGCUUAGGAAAAAGAUCCAGUGGCAGCUUGGGGAAAAAACCCAGCAGUGGCUUGGGAAACAGACCCAGCGCUCCGUUUAGAAGCAACGUGUAUCAGCCAACCGAGAUGGCCGUUGUGCUCAACGGUGGGACUAUCCCAACUGCUCCGCCAACUCACACUGGAAGACACCUCUGGUGAACAACUUUAAGUUCCAGAGAAUAAGAAUCUCUCUUACCAAUUCCAUUCCCUGGCCGUGUCUUUCUUGAGGGAGAAAUCAGUAACAGUAGCUGAGCGAGGCCGCCUCACAGCCAGGAGAGUUGGAAAUCCCUGCCGAGGGGCUUUUGUGUAAAUGUGAACACUGAUGAACUGAAAAGCUAACACCGACUGCCCUCCCUGCCCUCCUCUGCCACACACACACACACAGAUACCUAGUGCCACAGCAACCUUGGUCCCUGCAAACUAAAACAGAGCUCACUGCAAAUAGUAUUAGGCUCCCUGGGAAAUGUGGCUGGCAAGGCUGUUUCACCAUCUGGGGGUAGAACAGAACUGAAUUCACAGCUCGUGGGCCUGGCUGAUGCUGGCUAUGUAGAGGGUGUGGGACAGCCUGUCACCUCCCUAGCAAGUGCCAGACACAGGCCACCUCCUGGGGAUCACUGUGUCAUUAAGAUGACUAUAGAGGCUUCUUUUCCCUGGCUUGGCUGGUGGUUUGCAUGUUUUGGGGAGUUAAGAUGCUGUGGGUGUGAUUCUAAGGUAAAUCAUGGGGCAGCUUUGUAAUCAGAAGGGGUGUAGGAACCUGGAACGUGCCAAAGAGGAGAGGCCCUCUGGGUGUUGAAGUGACCAUCGUCUCUCGUUCUGGUGCCCAUGACAAGAAAGCCAUCCUGCCCCCUUUUGUGUGGAGCCCUAGAAUAUUCAAGAGUGGUGGAGCCACAGUCCCUCCUGCUUCCUGCACUUAUGGGUGUCCCUUUCCCAGUUGUAGCCCUUGUUUGUUCCAGAAGCUCAAGUGGAGCCAUGGGCUGGAAGCCCCUCCAAGAGCCAGAGUGGAAGGCCAGUGCCAUGGCAGAUUUCCCACGCUGAUGUCCCACAGCAGGGCUUCCUGGAGUCCCAGGAUGGAGAGACAACGUCCUGCUGCCUACAAGCAGUGACUUCUUGGGUCUUUUCUGUGGAUCAGGGGAAAGUUCUCGGGUGGAGUGAAUCCCAUUAGAGUUUUUUGCUGCUUUGGGAGAAGGCGGGGGAUAUUUUUCUUUUGCUUUUCAGUAGGUUUCAUGAGAAUGGCUCUCUCUUCAAAGCCCAUUGUUUCUGUCAUGGUUUCCAUCUGUCCUAAGCGAGUCAUUCUUUUGUUACUUGGCAUUUCCAACAUCCCAGCCAUUGAAAGCCCCCACAUUCUCUGCACUGUUUGGCCAGCAUAAUGCUAGCAACGAGUCAGAGCGAAUAGUUUUAACCUGACACAUGGAAUGUAUCGGUGAGGAUGGGGCCUUUUGCAUUGACUCUAAUUACUGCAUUGCUUUUUCUAUAAAACUACCCAUAAGCCUUUAACCUUUAAAGAAAAUGAAAAAGGUUAGUGUUGGGGUGUGGGUGAGGGUGGAGGUGGGGGAAACUGACCUCUUCAUAAGUCAGUGCUUCUGAGCUGAUUAUGUUUUAAUAAACCUGAUUUGUCUUGAGGCCCUAGUCUCUACUGUGUCCCCUCCUGGCCCCCUACCUGUCCUUGCGGAGCCCUGGGGAGGUGAAGCUAGCCAUUUGGCCAGCCCUAUGUGUAAAUUUCCCUUAUAGUGCCUACAUUUCCUUACAUUACCAAGCAUGGAGACAAGAGCAUGACACCAAAAUGUCCCCCUUCCUGAGCUUCCCAGAAGUGCCAACCCCACCCAUAGCAUGUGCUUUGCUUCUAGAGAAUCUGAUCUGGUCCUCUCUGCUCAAGGACCACCAUUGGGUGGGCUGAAAAUGGACUUUUGGGGAGGUGGCAAAGGAAGGAGCCAAGGCCUGGGGUGGGG
Messenger RNA from Octodon degus (degu), 3171 nucleotides. RefSeq names its product G protein-coupled receptor class C group 5 member B (gene Gprc5b). Bases 173 to 1384 code for a protein of 403 amino acids. Gene Ontology annotation, cellular component: signaling receptor complex; extracellular exosome; plasma membrane. The transcript is spliced from 4 exons. Gene Ontology annotation, biological process: G protein-coupled receptor signaling pathway. NCBI's taxonomy places the organism in Eukaryota, Metazoa, Chordata, Mammalia, Rodentia, Octodontidae. The record is from RefSeq and is a predicted model, not a curated record. Gene Ontology annotation, molecular function: G protein-coupled receptor activity; protein kinase binding; protein kinase activator activity.